Molecule: messenger RNA, 435 nt
Organism: Ruditapes philippinarum (Manila clam)
Lineage: Eukaryota; Metazoa; Mollusca; Bivalvia; Venerida; Veneridae
Product: methyl farnesoate epoxidase-like
Exons: 3
Molecular function (GO): heme binding; monooxygenase activity; oxidoreductase activity, acting on paired donors, with incorporation or reduction of molecular oxygen
Source: RefSeq, a predicted model, not a curated record
UAUUCCGCCUGAUUGUCGACCUCUUCAAUGCCGGCACUGAUACUACUGCCACUACUAUGACCUGGGCAAUCAUCCAUCUAAUUAAGCAACCGGAAGUCCAGAAAAGAUGCAGGGAUGAGAUUCUCGAGGUUGUUGGUACAGGACGAAGCGUUAGUCUUGAUGACAAGAAAGACCUUCCAUAUUUACAAGCUUUUAUUGACGAGGUUCUACGGUAUAGUACAAUUGCACCACAAACGGUUCCCCAUUCUGUAAUAGAAGACACAGAGUUUGAAGGUUACACCAUACCUAAAAAUAGCGUCGUAAUAUUCGUUAUCUUCACUAUGCUGAUGGACAAAGACAAGUGGGGAGAUCCGGAUAAUUUCAGACCUGAGAGGUUCCUUUCUGAAAAAGGCGAAUAUGUUCAAGACAAAGAGCACUUUGCACCGUUUGGUUUGG